This is a messenger RNA of Emericellopsis cladophorae, 1809 nucleotides long. Its product is annotated as anaphase-promoting complex subunit 4. The coding region runs from base 1 to 1809 and encodes 602 amino acids. The record is from RefSeq and is a predicted model, not a curated record. The transcript is spliced from 7 exons. Gene Ontology annotation, cellular component: anaphase-promoting complex; nuclear periphery. Lineage: Eukaryota; Fungi; Ascomycota; Sordariomycetes; Hypocreales; Bionectriaceae. Gene Ontology annotation, biological process: protein K11-linked ubiquitination; positive regulation of mitotic metaphase/anaphase transition; anaphase-promoting complex-dependent catabolic process.
AUGGCAGAACUCAUUCUCUACAGCCAGACGGAGAUCGAGUACCGUGUCCCAGAAGGGCUUCUGGUCAGUUUCUUGCUCGAGGACGCAAUAGUGUUCACUCUUCGCACCGGCCUCCAAUUCCUCUUUGAGGACCCCAAGCCUGACGACUAUGAUCAGGUCAAUGUCAUGAUUGUCGGCAGCACUGAUGGACGACUCCAUCUCAGCAUACACGACUCAUUCGUCAUUGGGAGCUUUCCUGGGCCCGGACUACCAGGAUCAGGAUCACAGAGUCCGUCCCAGCUUCUGGGCCUGGCAUCGCACAUGGAUAUCUCCACGCACGCACUGCUGAUGGCCGAAACUGGUGAACGCCCCGAGCACUUCCACCUGGUCCCAAUGGAUCUUCCCUUUAUAUCAUCAGUGCCGAUCAACUUGUCAUUGCUUGCCGCCAAGUUGACCACGUUGCAGACGUUGCUGCGAUAUCUGAAACAAACACAGCUCCAUAUGCAAUUCGAAUGGAAGAGCACACGGGAAUUACCAACCAGAUUUCUGCGCAGUGUAGAAGCGGGAUUAGAAGAAAUGGAACGAGGACCAAACAACAUCGUCGCCGCGUUGUAUCAUACUCUCGUCACAGGGCACGCGCAUGGACCUGUGAAAGAGUGGCUCGUCGACAGCUUGGCGGAACGUGGACACAAGCGGUGGGAUAAGGCGGUGGUCUCUGGGCUGGAGAACCUACGGGCCUUGGUUCAUGAGAACUUUCUCCCAGCACUUGAACGUUGCAUCAUCAUACUCAGCCGUCUCCGAGGCCUCGCUCAUUUCCACGAUGAUCGAGCAGACAUUGGCUUCACCGCCGCGCAGAUCAACAAGGUAAUGGACAUAUUGAGCUGCCUGAUGUUGGUGGGCAACAAGAUCUUGCUCCACACCAUGGAUGAGCUCGAUCAUUUCAAAGCCUUCUCGGCAUGGCUGCGCUUCCAGAUUGACCGUCUUGCCCUCUCCAAUUCUGAAGGUGAAGAGCUAACAGAGAGAGAGGCGACGCUGAACACGGGUAAAGCACUGACGUACAUUGAGUCUUAUUUGGUGUACAGCCCUCUGCAAGCGUACCUAGAGGAGGUAGCCGAACAAGAUCGAGAUGAAGCAUGGGGCUACGCUGAGCAAGGCAUCCCACUAAAAGAUGCUAUGCGCGCCCAAAUUCGCAAGCUCGAGCGCAGGCAGGAAGCCAAGAAGGCAGUGCCCAAGGUCCAAUUCUUGGUCGACUUUGGAAUCCAUUGGUCCAACACGAUGUUUGCCCAAAUCGCAGAGGCCAAGAAACGAAGCGUCAGGUUUGGCACCCCCCUCAGGAUGAGCCUUGGCCGAAAGGUGGAUUUGUACGAUACCAGAAUGCAUGCGCUGGACACAGGCUGUAUGACACAAGCUGCCCUUGCUUCCAAGGAUGGAAGCAACCGAGUCUACCUGUUCCGGUUCGAGCUGGCCAUAAAGAACGGCAUCAGCACGAAUACGGGGAGCUAUGCAUGUGCGCUUGAUUUGGGAGACCGUCAAACCGUCGACAUUAAGUACCUCGAUGACAAUCACCUUGCCAUUCUCCACGUCAACUCAGUUCCCACCUCUUCGCAGUCGAUCCCUUUCGCCGCGUACGACGGGACCAACGUCCCUAGAGAGGCCAUCGAGCCCCGUGACUUUACAACAUAUCAGCUGCCGCCCGGUCACAAACCAAUUCGGAUGGAGAUACACGGAAAGGCAAACGUUCGAGGCAAGAUCCCGCAAAGAAUAUGCUUGCUGAGCAGUAAUCGGACGACGUGGCGGACAUAUACUCUACCAGGCGUCACCAAAGAAUAG